This is a messenger RNA of Topomyia yanbarensis, 8075 nucleotides long. It is a transcript of the gene Trpgamma, whose product is annotated as transient receptor potential-gamma protein. Lineage: Eukaryota; Metazoa; Arthropoda; Insecta; Diptera; Culicidae. Gene Ontology annotation, molecular function: store-operated calcium channel activity; inositol 1,4,5 trisphosphate binding; protein binding. Bases 2657 to 6502 code for a protein of 1281 amino acids. Gene Ontology annotation, cellular component: membrane; cation channel complex. The transcript has 22 exons. Gene Ontology annotation, biological process: calcium ion transmembrane transport; manganese ion transport; regulation of cytosolic calcium ion concentration. The record is from RefSeq and is a predicted model, not a curated record.
ACGAACGAGAGCGGACGUGAAAAGUGAAAAUCUCAAACAGUCGAGCCGUAGCAGCAGAAGCAGCAGUUGGACAUUCAGUUGGAAAAUUGUUCUUCAGAAAUGGGAGCAGUGGUGGCGGCAGUAGUGGAGAUUGCAUUUUUUGCUCUAGUGGAAUAAUUAGCUUGCCGCACUUCUCUCUUCUCCCCUCGGUACCCGGUACCAGAAAAAUUGUGGUCGAGAGGGUAAGCUAGCCAGUGACGUGAAGUGAAACUGUAGUGGCGCCCAAGCUCAGGCUGGGAAGGCGCGAUUUUUGCGGUUUCGGUGAAUUUCUACAAAUCGUACAGAGGGGGAGGUCGGUGAUCUUCUCACUAUCUCGGCCACUCAUCGAGGCUUCCUAGAUUGCAAUUGUUGAUGGGAAUGGUGGAGUCGCGUGGUUGUUCUUCCGAUUGGCGGGAGGAAAGCGGAAGAUACAAUAAAACGACCAGCAGAUAAAUCAUUCUGUGGGGUUUCGUUGCUGAUGGUCAGGAAUUGGCUGAGUGGGGGAGUGUUUUCUUUUUGUGCCCCUGUGCGGUUCGUUACUCUUCAAAGAAGAUUCUUUUCCAUUGAAUAUUUAAGUGCUUCAGUGCUAACCGAGUGCCGAAGAAGAAGAAAAUUCCGCGAAAGUUACUCGCUCGUGAGCUAGUGAACAUAUUGCACCAAUAGAAGAAUAUUAGCAACGGUCUAGGAAUGUGAAAUAAUACCGUGAAAUAGUACAUUUUUAUUCCACACUUCAAACCCGAAACCAAUUGUCCAAUUGGCUAGUACUACAAGAACGGAACGAAUAAAUACCAAACAGGGGUGACUACCGCUGCCAGUGCACACUCGAAAAACGCGUGCUUGCCCCGUGUCACAACGGGGGGCGUGAAAAGGUGUUCAUUCGCUCGCCGUAGUAGUAGGCACUGCGCAGCAAUCGAGACGCCCGUUUACGAGCCACAUCCGGAUUGACCAACAAGUAUUCUAACGGCGUAGGCGUAUCCGCUUGCGGCCGCAGCCGGACAAAAGUUAGCCGGCCAGUGCGGGUAGGAGAGGUUAAAAAUAAAAUAAACGAAUAUAGGUGAAAGUGAUAGUGAGUUGGCCAUUCAAAAAAAAAAAAAAAAUCGAAGGAACGCAUGAAAAAUUAGGGUGCGAAAAUACUUACCAAUAAUAGCAGUGUCAGCAGCAGUAGCUUAACGUAGUAACAACAACCGGUAAUUGCUUCUGUUGGUGAGUGUGUGAUUGUGAUUUUUCCCUCCGCUUGAUAACGAAAACAGUUUCAGCAGGUGCGAAUUGUGGUUUGGGGGGAAAUUUCCGGUGGGUGACCGGUGGGUUGUUUCAUGCUAUUCAGUGCUUUUCCCUAUCCAAGUUGGCUGCGGCAUGGCGUAACGCGAGCAACGGAAAACGAACCGUGUUAAUUCGAAUCAAUUCAGAAGUUGAUAAAUCAAAUUCAAACGUCGGAUCCGUUUGGUGUUCAUGUAAUGUGAAUACCCGUAGAUUUCGUAGUGGUACGUACAGUGAGGGAAAAACAUACCGUAAAAAUAUUUUCGCUUUUGCAACUGAAAGUUUGAAUAGAAUUGUUUGUGGCUCUACGAGAGUAAUCGUGUAUGUGUGGUGAAACGAAGCUAGCUGCUGAUCCUAAAUGGUGCUGAUGGUAAUGGUAGUGAUCCUGCUUUCCGAUGAUGACGAUGAUUACGCGGGUCAGUGAGGCGUACAGUGUUACCGGUAUGUGGUAGAAUCUAGGCAGCCAGAUGUUCCAGUCGGGUAAUUUCGUAACCCGAACAAAUCACCCCGCGAGAGCACAGUUGGAUGUUUAAUCAAGUGGAAAAUGAAGCAGAUUCUAGGAUAAGCUCAUCACAGACUGUUUAUCCGCCUAAAACAAUACACUCUUAUGCAAAGCAACGUUUGCCAUCUCGUUGACAACGCCACGAGUAGCAGUGUAAUAGCCGAACUGAAAGCGUUCGUUGGUUGGUUUGCCGUCGUCGUCGUUGUCGUCAGACUGUUGAAAGCCACCCAAACAGCAGCGGGUGCGGAAGGGGUGGUUUGAGAGCACGCCAGCUAGCCCCUUAGAGAAAGCUCACCACUGGAGGCGUUACGGCGUCAGUCGAGGUCCAUAGCAGCUCGCCGUGGACGAAAAGUGAAGUUCUCCGAAUGGGAAGAUCAUCAUGAUAAUGACGCACCGGAUGAAGCAUUGAUUGUUUGUAUUACACCGAACACUCACAUUCGGUUUUGCUAAAGAAAACACGAUUUUGCUCCCAGUUCCAAAAGUUUCACACUACACACUUAUAGAAGGAAAACAAAGAUUCCACCCAAUGUAAAUAACUAAAAGAGAGGGUGUUUUGAACACGAUCCAAGUUAGCAGAGAAUAAAGCACACGUACUCAAUGGCACAGCAAGCGGGUGGGUGAAUCAGCCACCAACCUUGAAUCGUUCGCUUCGUUCGCAUUCACUAUAGCAACAAUCAACUCAAACCCGCUUGCAGUAAAAACCAAAAAAAAAACAAAAAAGUGUUUGAUUCUUCGCUACCGAUUCGCGAAGGACUGCUAUGAGACCGAGGGUUGCUCAGCAUCCGCCAGUUACCCGCUCGAUGCUGAUUGCAACCGAACGAAUGUUGAACCCAAGCUCUAAAUGAAAGUGGUGAAGAAAAUGUGGGGCAAAACAACUCGAUGGAAAGCACAACACUAAAGAGUAAACUGUUUGUAAAAAAUGAGAAAUCGGCAGCGCGCCGCACUUCCACCCCGGAUAGUAUGACCCUGCGGACGCGCGGUGGGGACGACUCCACGGAUCCGAUGGCCGGCAGUGUAGGUCCGGCUGGCACUGGCGGGGGCCCCGGAAGCAAAAAGGAUACCAAGAUAGAGAUUCCGCUGCCAUCGCACAUGCAACCGUCGUCCGGGGAAAAAUUAGCCGAUAAACGAGUUAAGAGACACAGCAUCCACGGCAUGAUGGAGGAGGAAAAUGUGGUCCGACCGCACCAGGAGAUUGCGGCCCUGUCGCUGGAUGAGAAGAAAUUCCUGCUCGCGGUCGAACGUGGCGAUGUGGCCAGCACACGACGAAUACUGGAAAAGGUCGAAGCGGAGGGACACAUCAACAUCAACUGUGUCGAUCCGCUCGGCCGGUCCGCCCUGCUGAUGGCCAUCGACAACGAGAAUCUGGAGAUGGUGGAACUGCUCAUCAAUCAUCGGGUGGACACGAAAGAUGCCCUACUGCACGCCAUCUCGGAGGAAUUUGUCGAAGCGGUUGAGGUACUGCUGGAUCACGAAGAUAGCUCCCACAAGAAUGGGGAUCCGCAUAGCUGGGAAGCAUUACAUCCGGACACGGCGACCUUCACACCGGAUAUUACGCCAUUAAUUUUGGCGGCACACAGGGAUAACUACGAAAUCAUUAAAAUUUUACUGGAUCGAGGUGCUACGCUACCGAUGCCACACGAUGUGCGAUGCGGCUGCGACGAUUGCGUCACAUCACGACAGGAAGACUCCCUGCGGCAUUCUCGGUCUCGGAUCAACGCUUACCGCGCCCUUGCCAGCCCAUCGCUGGUGGCCCUGUCAUCCAAGGAUCCCAUUCUGACGGCGUUCGAGUUGAGUUGGGAGCUGCGUCGGUUGAGCUUUCUCGAGCACGAAUUUAAGAAUGAAUAUCAGGAGCUUAGACGUCAGUGUCAGGAUUUUGCUACUGCUUUGUUGGACCAUACCCGGUCAUCACACGAGCUGGAGGUGCUGUUGAACCAUGACCCAACCGGGCCGGCCUUCGAGCACGGUGAUCGGAUGCAUCUGAACCGACUGAAGCUGGCGGUGAAAUUAAGACAGAAAAAGUUCGUAUCCCAUCCCAACGUGCAGCAGCUGCUGGCCAGUAUCUGGUACGAAGGGCUUCCGGGCUUCCGAAGGAAAAACAUGGCCUUGCAAGCGCUGGAGAUAGUACGAAUAGGUAUCCUAUUCCCACUGUUCUCCUUUUCCUACAUUAUCGCACCGCACUCAACGUUCGGCCAGACGAUGAGGAAACCUUUUAUAAAGUUCAUUUGCCACAGUGCAUCGUAUUUCACCUUUUUAUUUCUGCUAAUGUUGGCUUCGCAGCGUAUCGAAACUGUGAUUGGUGGAGUGUGGGGUGCCGAGCUGAGCCCCCACGAUGAAGUGCCUACGAAAAGGGGAGCGAGUCCCACGCUGGUCGAGUGGCUCAUUUUGUCCUGGGUUAGCGGACUGAUUUGGAGCGAAGUGAAGCAGCUGUGGGAUGUCGGCCUGCAGGAAUACGUGAACGAUAUGUGGAAUGUGAUAGAUUUCGUGACUAACUCGCUGUAUGUGGCGACGGUGGCGCUGCGGGUGGUUUCCUACUUCGAGGUCCAAAAAGAGAUGGCCAUCAACCGGUUCGCGGCGGAUCUUCCCCGCGAGAAGUGGGACACCUGGGAUCCGAUGCUGAUUUCCGAGGGUCUGUUCAGCGCUGCAAACAUCUUCAGCUCGCUCAAGCUGGUGUACAUCUUCUCGGUCAAUCCGCACCUGGGACCGCUGCAGGUGUCUCUUUCGCGGAUGGUGAUGGAUAUUAUGAAAUUUUUCUUCCUAUACGUGCUGGUUCUGUUCGCGUUCAGUAGUGGUUUGAAUCAACUGCUUUGGUAUUAUGCCGAUCUGGAGAAAAAGAGGUGUCCGGAUGUAACAACGUUUUCCGGAUCGUCUAACCUAACAUCGACGGAUCCUAAUGCCUGUGUCGUGUGGAGACGAUUCGCGAAUCUGUUCGAAACGAUUCAAACACUUUUCUGGGCAGUCUUCGGGUUAGUGGAUUUGGAAAACUUUGAGCUGGACGGCAUCAAGAUCUUCACUCGAUUCUGGGGAAUGCUGAUGUUCGGAACUUAUUCGGUGAUCAACAUUGUGGUGCUACUAAAUCUGCUGAUCGCUAUGAUGAAUCAUUCAUAUCAGCUCAUAUCGGUAGACAAAUUUGAACGUGCUGAUGUGGAAUGGAAAUUUGCUCGAUCGAAACUUUGGAUUAGCUACUUCGAGGAAGGCGGAACUUGUCCCCCACCGUUUAACAUUAUUCCGACGCCGAAGUCAAUCUUCUACGUCUUCCAGUGGAUCAAGCGGAAAUUCUGCGGCCAUUCGAAGGCCGUUAAGAAGGAACAUAUGAAAACAAUUCGACGGAAGGUGAAACAAGCGAGUGAAAGAGAUUUCCGAUAUCAGAGCAUUAUGCGCAAUCUAGUCCGACGGUAUGUGACCGUUGAACAGCGCAAGGCCGAAUCCCAGGGUGUCACCGAAGACGAUGUGAAUGAAAUCAAACAAGACAUCUCCGCCUUUCGCUGUGAACUUGUGGAAAUUCUGAAGAACAGUGGAAUGAAUACGACAAGUGCCACCGGUUCGGGAGGAGGCGUCGGUGGGAAAAAGAAUCGUCAGAAGGAACGCCGAUUGAUGAAGGGCUUUAACAUUGCCCCACCGCCGGCACCAGAAUCGGGUCAGCAUCUAACACCGGUUUCCGAGUUCAUAUCACAACUUCCGGACCAAUCGUCACACGAACUGUUUGCCGGAGUGUUCGGGCCAGGUCUCACUACCAAGAAAGCCCUGCACCAAGUCAAUCCCAUGCACCAGUUUUCAUCGCAGUCGCAAAGUUCCUUCGGUGAAAACAACAAUCCCAUUCACAGACUUGCCAAACUAGCACCGAAGUUCCAUUCCAAAAGACCUGGCUCGCAGAAAAAACGAUGGGGAACUCUAAUCGAAGCGGCCAAACACGGGAGUGUGUCCCGCUUCAUCGGUCGUUCCCGUUCGGAGGACUCUGUCUGUAACCAUGGCCCUCGGGGUGAAUCUGGGAGCCACAGUAACAGUCCUGCAUCAGACGAAGCCAUCACCGAGUCACCCUCGGAUUCGAAUCCGAGCUUAGACCGGCCGGAUGUGGAGCCAUCGCCUGAUCCACACAAGCAUCAACAUCAUCAUCCUCAUCAUCACGUUCAUCAUCAUCAGCAGCAGCAACAUCAUGGGGAAGACGAUCGACCGAACGGUUCGGGGAAAACGAAAGACACCUCCUCACAUCAUUACCAUUUGCACUUUGGGGCACUGGCAGCACUCAAGCGGAAGAGGAAAAAAUUCUCCAACAGUCGAAACAGUAGUCCGGUGUUGGAUCCGCCCAGCGAAGUGCCCAUCGUGAAUAGCCCUCGGGUUAACGCCAAAAGUAAGGUGCUACAGCGUGCUUCCAGCGUACCCACGCGUACUCCCGGUGACGAUCCGGAAGGUGACGGUAGCUCCGAGGGAACCAUCGCCGAAGGGUCCGCGGUCGAUAACGGUAUCCCAGUGAAAGCUCUCCGUCACGAGCAGACCCAGAGCCAGCAGAACUCAAUCGAAAAUCAGCUGGAUCCACCGCUAACCCCGUCGACGACCGAGGAAAGUGUGGACAAUCCGGCACACAAGAGGAUCAGCUACACGGAGCCACUGCUGCGGAUACAGGGUAGAGAGGUCGACAUAGAUUCGGUUACAGAACCGCAGCAAUCCUCGUAUAUGAUCCCUGGCGUUACACCGGUUCGGGGGCACUUCCAGUCCCAGGGGUGGUUAUAGGGACCGUUUGGCAGGACGGGAUUUUGUACAUAUUGGCUGCUUCGAGCAGGAACUAUCUAGUCGUUUUGUAAGGGUAGGGUAAAGGGAGGUAAACAAGCUAACUGCCAUCUUCAAAACAGGACAUUCUCCGCAGUAACCAAAAAAAAUGGUUGAAGGAGAGCAUAAUCGGAUGUAAACUUAUUGAAAGCAAAAUUCUAAACCAAUUGGAAGGGUUACGUUUCGGUGGUCAAACAAUAGAAGCUAUGUUUUUUGGUUAUGUAGUUUUGUUCGUUAUGGAGGCCUGAAAACGGUAUGUUGUUAAACGACUAUUUGAAUGUGAUUAUUAGUUUAGAUGUUAUACAAGAAAAGAGUACUCCUGGAAUACUUAAACAAAAUGGGAAUUGUGCGCAACACACUUAAUUGAACGAGUGAAGCCCGUUCGGUGUAGAUAAUAAGAGCGGACUAAAGCUACACUUCAUUCACCAAACUCUAUGUAGAAAGCCUAUCCAAAAAAACUAUGGAUUUUAGUCAAACUUAGAUAUUUCAAUUACACUAGCAAGAUGAGAUUACUAUUUUAAGUAACAAACCACUAAGGGACCACGUCUCUUAGAACCACUAGAUAAAAUUGAGAAAGAGAAAACAAUAUCAAGUUACAUCAACCAAAGAUAUGAUGUUAAAUUUUAUUAACCACAAGCUGUUUCGUACUACAACCUGCACUGCGAGUAUUUACCAAUGAAUGCUUGAAAAUGUGACGAAACCAACCCAUUUUUCUAUAAUAUAUGUAAUUAAGCAUAUAUCACAAAACAACACACAUAAUAAAAGUAUACCAACAUUUCAGAGCAGAGUUAACUCAUACACACCAAAGCUAUUGUAGAGCUCCCCCCUGUUGAAUAACACAUAACAUUGAAAGCAUUAACAGAUAUUUAAUAGAAAGAAAUAGCACAAAUCACCGGUAAACACACACACACACACACACAAAAUACUGAGGAACAAUCCCCAGCUAACGAUGCGAAGAAAACAAAGGAGGCCUUAUUAUUGAUGAAGACAGUUAAUAAAUGUUAGCAAAGAAUUACUAUAUCUCGUUCGCGGCAAGGUAGGCUGUGCAUUUAGAGCAGUCAGUUGGAUACUUAAUAGAAGGGGUCGAUUUGAUAAUGACAACAUUAGUGGGAUAGUUUUGGAAGGUAGAACACGACGAAAACGAAAUCGAUCGAACUAGUCGAUGUCUACGUCUAGUCAGAUGAAGCGGAAGUAUUUAACCAUUUUGAAACAAAACAUGUCGUACCGUUCGCAACGGUACGUCAACACGGGUUGAGGAGGCUAAACGUCUCAAACUAGAAGCAACAAGAAUUUACCUAAAAAAAAAGAUGAAAACAACUAUGUGAACAUUACUACUAGCAGAGAUUUCCAGUAGACAAUUUGUUAGAGCUAAUGGAUAUAAAGUAAAUCCUAACAUAAGCACACUAAAUUUAGAAUCUGUCACCGUAAAUUCCAGUCAUUAGUUACGAAGAUUAUAUGAAAUAUGAAAAAAACAGUAUGGAAUUAAAUGGAGGAUGUUUUUGAGAAAUGGAACUAAAAGGAAUAAAAAUAGACGAAA